AUGGGAGGGAGCCGCGCGCGCACCGGCCGCCCGCAGGUACAGCUCGCCCAGCUGCUGCUGCUGCUGCCGCCUUUGUUCGGCCCCGCGCUCGGCGAGCCGCUCCGCUACGCGAUCCCCGAGGAGCUGGACAAGGGUUCGGUGGUGGGGAAGCUCGCCAGGGACCUGGGGCUCAGUGUCCAGGACGUGUCGGCGCGGAAGCUGCGGGUGAGCGCCGAGAAGCCGCAUUUCAACGUGGACUUGGAGAGCGGGGACUUGCUGGUGAAGGAGCGGAUAGACCGGGAGGAGAUAUGCAGAGAGAGGAGGGUGUGUGAGCUGCAGCUGGAAGCCGUGGUGGAAAAUCCUUUAAAUAUUUACCAUGUCACUGUGGUUGUUGAGGAUAUUAAUGACCACGCCCCUCAAUUCCGUAAAGAUGAAAUAAACUUAGAAAUCAGUGAAUCUGCCAGUCCGGGAAUGAGAACAAAACUUGAGUCGGCUAAAGAUCCAGAUAAUAAUAUUAAUUCACUGAAUAAAUACCAACUAAGUCCUAAUGAGUAUUUCUCAUUGGUGGUGAAGGACAAUCCCGAUGGUGGCAAAUACCCAGAAUUACUACUGCAGAAGGCUUUGGAUCGGGAAAAGCAGAGCGCUCACCACUUGGUCCUGAAGGCCUUAGACGGAGGGGACCCUCCUCUAAGCGGCACCGCACAGAUACGGAUCCGAGUAGUGGAUGCCAAUGAUAACCCCCCUGUGUUCAGCCAGGACUUGUACAAGGUCAGCCUGAGGGAAGACGUGCCCCCAGGCACCUCGGUGCUGAGGGUUAGGGCCACAGACCAGGACGAGGGCGUCAACGCAGAAAUCACCUACUUCUUAGUCGAUGUGGCUGAUAGAGCCCAGCAAAUGUUCACUCUGAACUCGGCCACAGGAGACAUUCUUACUAAUCAGUCUUUGGAUUUCGAAGAAGUAGAAAGAUAUUCGAUAGAUGUGGAAGCAAAAGAUCGAGGAUCUCUUUCUACACAGUGUAAGAUAAUUAUAGAAGUUCUGGAUAUAAACGACAACAGCCCAGAAAUAAUAAUCACCUCUCUCUCAGAUCAGAUUUUGGAAAAUUCUGGCCCCGGAAUGGUGGUAGCCCUCUUCAAAAUACGAGACCAGGAUUCUGGGGGAAAUGGAGACGUCAUGUGUAGUAUAGCAAGAGAUGUUCCUUUCAAGAUUCAUCAUUCUUCUAAUAACUAUUAUAAGCUCGUAACCGACGGGGGCCUAGAUCGAGAGCAGACCCCAGAGUAUAACAUCACCAUCACUGCCACCGACAGAGGCAAGCCCGCCCUCUCCUCCAGCAUGAGCCUCACGCUGCGUGUCACCGAUGUCAAUGACAACGCACCCGCUUUCAGACAGCCGGUCUAUGUAGUCCAUGUGCCAGAAAACAACCCUCCAGGGGCCUCGAUCGCUCACAUCAGCGCCUCUGACCCCGAUCUGGGCCCCAAUGGCCAAAUCCUCUACUCCAUCGUGUCCAGCGAUCUGGAGCCUCACACGCUGUCCUCCUACGUGUCCGUGAGCGCGCACAGCGGGGUGGUCUUCGCGCAGCGCGCCUUCGACCACGAGCAGCUGCGCGCCUUCCAGCUGACGCUGCAGGCGCGUGACCAGGGCUCGCCCUCUCUCAGCGCCAACGUGAGCCUGCGCGUGCUGGUGGGAGACCGCAAUGACAAUGCGCCCAGGGUGCUGUACCCGGUGCUGGGCCUCGAUGGCUCAGCGCUCUUUGACACGGUGCCACGCGCUGCGCAGCCGGGCUACCUGGUCACCAAGGUGGUGGCGGUGGAUGCGGACUCUGGGCACAACGCCUGGCUGUCCUACCACGUGCUGCAGGCCAGCGAGCCCGGGCUCUUCAACGUGGGGCUGCGCACGGGUGAGGUGCGCACAGCUCGCGUCUUGGGCGACAGGGACGCUGCUCGCCAUAGGCUACUGGUCUCCAUUUGUGACGGAGGACAGCCGCCUCUCUCUGCCACAGCCACGCUGCUCCUGGUGUUCGCAGACAGCCUGCAGGAGGCGCUGCCCGACCUCAGCGACCGCUCCAUUCCCUCUGAUCCGCAGGCAGAGCUGCAAUUUUACCUGGUCCUGGCCUUGGCUUUGAUCUCUGUCCUCUUCCUCCUCGCAGUGAUUCUGGCCAUCGCCCUGAACUUGCGACGCUCUUCUACCCUUGCUCCUGGGGGUUGCUUUGAGUCCGUUCUCUGUGCCAAGACUGAUCCUGGGGUUCCUCCCAAUUACAGUGAAGGAACUUUGCCCUAUACCUUUAAUCUGUGUGUGCCUGGGGAUCCAGCUAACCCAGAAUUUAGUUUCCUCACAUCUGUUGAUCACUGUCCAAACACUCAAGAUACUUUCAACAAAAAUAGCUCCUCAGUACUAUUGGCUAGCCAUUUAACACCUGGUGUUGAAGCAGACGAGACUUUUAAACAGCACAAAGAGCUUGGGUACUCACAGAUUCUGAUGGCCAAAUCUUAA
Messenger RNA from Elephantulus edwardii (Cape elephant shrew), 2466 nucleotides. RefSeq names its product protocadherin gamma subfamily B, 7 (gene PCDHGB7). Gene Ontology annotation, biological process: homophilic cell-cell adhesion. Lineage: Eukaryota; Metazoa; Chordata; Mammalia; Macroscelidea; Macroscelididae. The transcript is spliced from 2 exons. The coding region runs from base 1 to 2466 and encodes 821 amino acids. Gene Ontology annotation, cellular component: plasma membrane. The record is from RefSeq and is a predicted model, not a curated record. Gene Ontology annotation, molecular function: calcium ion binding.